CGGCGCUAGGGGCAGCGCGGAGUCCGGCCAGUCGCUGCUCGCGCUCCUCUCGCGGCUCCGGGCCGGAACCCGCUCCGGGAAGCAGGAAGCGCCUGCUGGCGCUGCUGGGGGCUCAGGAUGGCGGGGUCCGGCUGGGGCCCCCCGCGGCUGGACGGCUUCAUCCUCACCGAGCGCCUGGGCAGUGGCACGUACGCCACGGUGUACAAGGCCUACGCCAAGAAGGACACUCGAGAGGUGGUAGCCAUAAAGUGCGUUGCCAAGAAGAGUCUGAAUAAGGCAUCCGUGGAAAACCUCCUGACAGAGAUUGAGAUCCUCAAGGGCAUUCGACACCCCCACAUUGUGCUGCUGAAAGACUUCCAGUGGGACAGUGACAACAUCUACCUCAUCAUGGAGUUCUGUGCAGGAGGUGACCUGUCUCGCUUCAUCCAUACCCGCCGGAUUCUGCCUGAGAAGGUGGCUCGUGUCUUCAUGCAGCAGUUGGCUAGUGCCCUGCAGUUUUUGCAUGAACGGAACAUAUCUCACCUGGAUCUGAAGCCACAGAACAUUCUGCUGAGCUCGUUGGAGAAGCCCCACCUUAAACUGGCAGACUUUGGCUUCUCACAGCACAUGUCCCCGUGGGAUGAGAAGCAUGUGCUCCGUGGCUCUCCUCUCUACAUGGCCCCUGAGAUGGUGUGUCAGCGGCAGUACGACUCCCGUGUGGACCUCUGGUCCGUGGGGGUCAUUCUGUAUGAAGCCCUCUUCGGGCAGCCCCCCUUUGCCUCCAGGUCAUUCACAGAGCUGGAAGAGAAGAUCCGGAGUAACCAGGUUAUUGAGCUCCCCCUCCGGCCCCAGCUCUCCCAAGACUGCCGGGACCUGCUGCAGCGUCUCCUAGAGCGGGACCCUAGCCAUCGCAUCUCCUUCCAGGACUUCUUUGCCCACCCCUGGGUGGACCUGGAGCACAUGCCCAAUGGGGAGAGCCUGGCACAAGCAACCACCCUGGUGGUGCAGGCUGUGAAGAAGGACCAGGAGGGGGAUGCUGCGGCCGCCUUAUCUCUCUACUGCAAGGCCCUGGACUUCUUCGUGCCUGCCCUGCACUAUGAAGUGGAUAUACAGCGGAAGGAGGCAAUUAAGGCAAAGGUGGUGCAGUAUGUGUCCCGGGCUGAGGAGCUCAAGGCCAUCGUGUCCUCCUCCAAUCGGGCCCUGCUGAGGCAGGGGGCCUCUGCCCAAGACCUGCUCAGAGAGAUGGCCCGGAAUAAGCCACGCCUCCUGGCUGCCCUGGAAGUGGCUUCAGCUGCGGUGGCCAAGGAGGAGGAAGCUGGCGGGGAGCAGGAUGCCCUGGACCUGUAUCAGCACAGCCUGGGGGAGCUGCUGCUGCUGCUGGCAGGGGAGCCCCCAGGCCGGAGGCGGGAGCUGCUUCACACUGAGGUUCAGAACCUAUUGGCUCGAGCUGAAUACCUGAAAGAGCAGGUCAAGAUGAAGGAGUCUCGCUGGGAAGCCGAGACCCUGGACAAGGACGGUCUGUCGGAGUCUGUUCGGAGUUCUUGCACCCUGCAGUGACCCCAAAAGGAUGACUGGACAGACAGACCACAGGCCACCUGGAAUCGGGGGACACACUCAUCCAGGCUGAUGCCGAGAAUUCUGUGGCCCUCUGCAACUUGGCGGAGUAGCCUUUCUGGAUGGGCAGUUCUGUGACCACUGCGUCCAGGAUCCCCAACACCCUUUAGAAUACUUCCUACCCCACAAAGGCUCUGAUGGCCCAGCCCGUGUAUGUGUUGGGAGCACUGGGCCUGGCCCCAGGGGAGGGAGUGGGCCUCUGGGAGAAGAGUGUUUCAUGUGACUUUGGUUAACUGGUCGCUGCUGGACCCUGAGCCUGUCAAUUUGGGACAUCAAGGCUCUGUUUUUGCUCUGAGAAGAGGGCAAGGGGCAGCUGUACUGUGUGCCCACCCCUGUCCUUCCUCGGAGCCCUUAUUUCAACUCACCUCUAUCCUUGCACUGGACCAGGGUGCUCUAAGACCCCUCAGGGACCACCCACCCCAUGGUCUGCACUCCACCCCACAGAACUUAUCAGUCAUCUUGGAAGCUGAUGCCUGCCCACCCUCUUUCACUAUUUUUAAGUUAGUCCUUUGAGCCAUGAAAAUAAAUAUUUUUUAGGGUGGGGCAAAUUGAAGAAACUCAUGCCUUGUUCCUGCCCUGACCCAGGGAUUAUCAGGGGAGGGGUCCUUAAUCCUCAUUCCUCCAUCCUCCAUCCCUUUUUAGGGAAUACCCCUUACUUUCUGCAGAGCUGGUCCUGGCCUGGGAGGUGGAGGUAUGGGGGCUGCCUGACUCUUCAGGGUUUGGGGACUCACUAGCCCAGGAGACAUUUCAGGUCCAACAUGGCUGCUACCUCAGCAUGUUCCCUGGACAAGCACCUUUCCCUUUCUGGAUCUGGGCCUCCCCAUCUCCAUUGGUGUUACUAUUACCUCCUUAGCUGCCCUUACCCCCAUGUGGGCUUUUAGGAACACAAAGUGACUUGCAUCUGGAGGAGAUGUACACACCUGGAGUUAUUGAGGGGUUUCUUUUUAAAACUCUGAGAGGCUGUUGGUGAUUUCUAACCUUUCCACCCUUCAAUGCCUCCUUUGGGCAAGAGGUAUCUUUCUGCCCUGUCAGAGGUCUGUGUGAAGUGUGUCAUUCAUUGUUUCCCUAUUAAAUUAUUUUCUGAA
This is a messenger RNA of Miniopterus natalensis, 2678 nucleotides long. NCBI's taxonomy places the organism in Eukaryota, Metazoa, Chordata, Mammalia, Chiroptera, Miniopteridae. The record is from RefSeq and is a predicted model, not a curated record.